This is a messenger RNA of Lingula anatina, 815 nucleotides long. RefSeq names its product group 3 secretory phospholipase A2. NCBI's taxonomy places the organism in Eukaryota, Metazoa, Brachiopoda, Lingulata, Lingulida, Lingulidae. Gene Ontology annotation, biological process: phospholipid metabolic process; arachidonate secretion. The record is from RefSeq and is a predicted model, not a curated record. Gene Ontology annotation, molecular function: A2-type glycerophospholipase activity.
CAUACCGGUAAUUCUGCACUUUAAACAUGUUACCUAGUCAACAGAUUGUUUCAGUGGCGUUCUUCGUGGCAGUAUUCUUCCCUCAAAGUUUCUGUAAGACGGAGAGAAGUUUAAUGCGCGUUUUGAGUGAAGAUAACGAAGUUACCGUUCGCAUAUACAGCGAUGGAGCUAACACUGUAACAGCGUAUUUCAUUGCCAAAGAUGAGCUGGUAGACUGUACUGUAAUGCGUGCAAACACCACCUUGGCCAACAUACUGUUUUCUGAGAGUUUGACUGACCAGACAAACGUCCAAUCCCUACAACAUCAGACCUUGUUAGAAAUGGACGUUCUGCGCUUGGCGAGAAGAUGUAAUAAAUUCCAUCGGGAUAUGAGACGAAAAUUGUUAAAUGACCCAUCAUCGGUUCCACGGCAAGUUAAAUCCAGGCAAUUGCUGAACUCGAAAAUCCAAGGAACCAGGUGGUGCGGGCGGCGUCCAGAUCCAAAAGCUAAGCUUUCUGAUGAAAAGACGGACGCAUGCUGCCGUGCUCUACACAACUGUAAGGAAAUCAUCCCAGGUAACAGCAGGUCACACGAGUUGUACAACUACGACAACUAUACGCUUCCGAGCUGUAAAUGCGUCCAUGCCUUCCGAAGCUGCCUGAAGAGAACCGACAGUGAAAUGUCAAAAACAGUUGGAGACGUGUUCUUCAACUCAUUUAAUUGUUUCGAAUUGAAGGAAAAACAAAAAUGUGUUUCUUGGGAUCGUUGGUUUAUUAAGUGCAAAAGACAUGAAAAAUCCAAGUUUGCAGUGAGAAAACAUGUUUCAAAUUUUUAA